UCUUACCACACAGCACCAUCAAAUCUGAUCCGAGUGCAGACUGAAGACUGAAGACAGACCAGGAGGCAGACGAGGUGUAUUCUUUAUUUGUCACCAAACAGGCACAAUGAACCACAGCAAGGUUGAAUUUGAACCUUUUGAAUAUUCCUACUAUGAUUACUCAGACUGGUACUCCAACAACCCGGAGCCAACAAAGCCUCCCAAAGAAGUGAUUUUACCAUGCGACCCAACAGCGGAUGAUAAAAUCUUUCACAUCUGCAUACUAUGUCUAUCUCUGGUGGUCAUGUUAAUCCUGGCAGCACUAAGCAGGAGAAAUAAACUCUGCCAAGGAUUUACAAGAGGAUCCUCCAGUAUCUUUAGUCCAACCAACUUCCUGGAUCAGACACAGAAAAAAGGUGUGACCAUGGCUGUGUUUGGACUGGUGUUCAGCAAGUUGGCCGUGCUGGUGAUUGCUCCCGACCCUCUGCCGUUCUCCAAAGAUACUCCAGCUGAAAUCAAAGAGUUCAUGAAGAUAAUCGCCAUCUUCUACUAUCCAAUCCUCUACUACCCUCUGAUGAUUUGUAGCACUCUGCAUCACAGAACAGCUUAUGUGUUUGGGACUCUGCUCUCAUUCUGUCAUUUUGGAGUACUGCUGUGGCAGAAGUUUGACUGUCCAAAGACUCCAGAGCUCUAUAAGUUCUACACUUUGCUUGCCGCGUUACCUCAGCUGGCCUGCCUGGCUUAUCUUUGCAUCCAAUUUCCUCUGCUGUUCUUCAGAGGAGCAAAGACUGAAGAGGAUCUUGACAGCAGCUACUACAGUGACUAUGUGAAAUCACUGCUGAAGAAGAAGAAGAAGUCUUCAGCAGUCAGCUCCUGCUCGUCUGACAAACCGACACUGAUGGAGAGACUACUGGAAGUGCUGAAUAGUUAUAUUUAUAGACCAGAAAAAGUGUUCCGUUUCCCGCUAAAGCUGGCUGUGUCAGUGUUUGUGGCUUUUGUGGCAAUAUAUCAUACUGCACUGUUGUUAGUGGUGUUGGUAGUCCCAACUCUCCAUAUUGUCCGUGCUGGUAUUGAUGAAAACAUUGCCUUCCUCUUAUUGGGAUUUGGGAUCAUCCUCUCAGAUGACAGAAUGGAGGUUGUCAAAAUUGUGACUUUCUAUACUUGGUUGCUAGAAGUGUGCUACCUCUGUGCAAUGACCCUAUCUUGUGUGGUCAGUGUGGUCAUGCUCAUGAGGACCAUGGUACUUCACAGAUCAAACCUGAGAGGACUGUACAAAGGAGAAAUCUACAACCUUUAUAACAGUCAGAAGAGCUGCCGUCCGUCUAAAUCUGGUGUCGUCUGUUGGAUGGGCUUUACUGGAUACCAAGCUGCAAUCGUCUGUCUUGGUAUGGCAAUUCAGACUCUUGUGUUUUUCAUCUGCUUCCUGUUCCUGGUCUUCCUUGUUAUCGUCCCCAUCUUUUAUGGACGCAACCUCAUUGUUUUUGAAAUUGCCGGGAAGGCCUGGCCAGCGUGGGUCACAGUGAUCCUCAUCACAGUGCUUCAACACGUCGCUGCCAAGUUUGCGUUUGUCAAAAAAGAAGCAGGCACAAGAGAUUUAAACAACAGAGAGAGUUUGUUUCUUUUGACGUAUCUGCUGUUUCUGAUCAACACCGUGGUGGGAGUGAUAGUGGCCAUAUGGAGGAUGAUCAUAACCGCGCUCUACAACAUUGUGCAUCUUGGGCGUGUUGACAUCAGCCUUCUGCACCACACUGCAGAGUCCUACGACCCAGCAUACCGCUACUACACACACUUCCUGAAGGUGGAGGUGAGCCAAUCACACCCGGUGAUGAAGGCUUUCUGUGGGCUGCUGCUGGACAUGAUGGUAGAAGGUGGACGAGUGGGGCAGAAAAUACGAGACGCAGAGGAAGGGAUCCAGCAGAGCAAGUCGGCCAGCAGUCGCAGGAUUCGCUCUCGCUGGCAGCUGAUCUACACUUUGGUCAACAACCCCUCCCUGUUGGGCUCCAGGAAGCACUUCCAAGCAAUGCAGGCCUCAGAGAGCCUCCUGAACGGGACCCCAAAACAUAGCAAAGAGAGAAGCAGCAAGAGAGAAGCUGACAGGACAUCUAGUGAGUCUGCCAGGGCCAGUGAGAACCAGGAUAAAACUGAAUGAGAUCAUAGUCAUUACAGCUGGGUUGGCAUCAUCAGGUGAACUAGUCACAGAGCUGCUAUGAAUUCAGGCACAAAUAAAAUCAUGAUGUUCUUAAAAGUCUAAGAGUAAAGGUAGAAGGUUGGAUUUGAUAGUUAAGAAGACAUUGAUUGGCCUUACUGACUCAUCAUGUGAGGGCAGUCAAAUAACAUAAGAUCGUGGAUUCUGGUGGUUCUUCCGUAUAAAAUAAAACGUUGCUUUAAUAUUGUUCUACUUUCUUUAUUCAAUAGUAUGAUACAUCUGAAAUUACAGAGUUACAGCAUUACUGAUGUCUAAUCCAAGAUACAGUCAUCCCUCGUUUAUCGUGGUUAAUUGGUUCCAGACCUGACGGCGAAGUGAAUUUAGGAAGUAGGAUUCAAUAUUAUGAAACAGCAUAUUUUCGUAUUUAGAGCAUAGAAAACCUGUUUAUGGUUUUCUAAAUAAGCUUUUUUAACAUUAUUAGAGCCCUGUAGAAAUGAAAUAACACCCCUACAGUCACCUUUACCCUCCUAUUAUGCUUUGUUUACACCACAUUGCGCAAGCUACACAAUAAGAGACAGCCGCCGCUAGCAUCGCAAGCGACAGAGCUAACUAGUUAGCCUCUCCAAGUUACUCGUAGUUUCUCAUUUACUUAUUUGAAACAUUACAAUAUUUUUCAUGGAGUGAGAAAGGACAAAGUAAGACGCCAGGAACAUUCCACUUCCACAUGGAAUGAGAGGAGAACCUUUUUUUCGCUUGAUCAUGUCAGACAUGCCAUGGCUGACUCCAUGCAGUGUUAAGGUAAUAUAAUCUAAGGUAAUGUCUUGUAAAUGUGACAUUACUGAUGCCUAGUGACCAGAAUAAUAACUUUUCUUUCAAUCUUUUUUGGUUAAUACACUAGGUCCUCAACUUACGAACACCCGACUAGCGAACAUUCGCUGAUACGAACACAAGCCGACUGGUCUAUAUUUUAUUUUAUUUUGCCUUGUCGUCGCUCAAUCAGUGUUUAUACUGCUACUAUACAUGCUUGACCUGUAGAGGGCACUGUGACACUGCUAAUGGGAUCAACAGAGGAAGAGUUAGACGCUGGGGAGAUAAAGCUAAAUGGAAAGCUAAAUUAUACAACCCGGACAGAGCGUGUGAUUAAAGUUUAUGAAGAGUUAAUAGGCCUGCUUAAUUCUACACCACCCACAGAACACUACCUCUUUUAGAAGAGUCUAACGACGACGACGAUUUGUCCUUUUUUUCAAUAACUCCUCCUCCAAUUCCUCCACAACGACGUAUGCUCGACCACUCCUCUUCAAAGGUAAAUAACAUUUAUCAUUACGUAUUAUUAUAUCACUUUUAUUAUUGUUUUUUUCAUUAAUUAUCCUUGUUUAAUAUUACUACUACAUCCAAACUCAUAGUUACAUACAUACGCAUAUACUGUAUGUAUACACGUACAUGUAGUACCUAUAUCAUUGGUAAUAUUACCUUUUCCCCUACUUAAGAAAUAAUUCGACAUAAGAAUGGUCGUCUGGAACCAAUUGUGUUCGUAAGUUGGGGACCUAGUGUAUUGGCCAUGGUCUACCAUGAAGCAGUGGUAAUUUAAGGGAGCGAUGUUCAAACUGCGAUGUAGCGACGGAUGACUGUUCUAGCUGGUGUCAAAGUCCAUAUCAGCACAUAAGUGUAUCAACUCAACUAUACGAUGAAUCCUCAUUUCAGAAACAUUUUCUUUCGCAACUGACUGUUCAAGUUAUAUUAGAGCAGGGGUCUCAAACACAAUUUACCUGGGGGCCGCUGGAGGUAGAGUCAGAGUAAGGCUGGGCCGCAUCAAGUAUUGGGAAUAGGGCUGGGAAUCUCGGGGUACCUCACGAUACGACACACGAUACAUGGCUCACAAUAACAAUAAUAUCUUGAUACAGGAAUAGGGUGAAUCAAAUAAAUAAAUACAUAAUUUCACAGUUUAUAUUUUGCUGCAUUCAGCUGGGAUAGGCUCCAGCUUACCCAUGACUCUCUCUUAGUUCAGUGUAGGCUUACAGUAUGUGUGCAUCCUACGAGUAACACUGGCUUGUCGCACGCCGUAUUACAGUCAUCUUUGAAGACAAUUCGUGGGCCGCAAAAUGUGACUCGGCGGGCCGCAAAUGGCCCACGGGCCACGACUUUGAGACCCCUGACUUAGAGCUUCCGGGCCGCAUUUACAGUAGUCUUUCCUCUCAAGUCGUGGUCCGCAAAAUGUGACUUGGCGGGCCGCAAAUGGCCCGCGAGUUUGAGACCCCUGUCUUAGAGGAUAUUUUGCCUAACAUCCGAGCAGGCUUCAUCGGUUCAUGCUCACGACUAGGUAGGACAGCUCUUGUCUGAAGGGAUGGUGUAGGAUGGGUGUUUGCAUCCCAAAAGAGAAAUCAUUCUUGGUUGGGGCGUGCCUCUACCUUACAGGACAAAUACCUGGGUCCUACACCAUCCCCUCAGACAAAGGUUUUCCUAUCUAGUCGAGAGCAUGAACUGGUGAAGCCUGCUCAGAUGAGAGGUGAAACAACAGGACAACAUGAACAGUCAGCUGAGAUCGAUCUGAGAAUCUAAGAAUACAACGACCCGAAUGAAUGACAAUAUUCACAGACAUGUCAAAGACAUAAUAAAUCUUUAAAAAAAUACAUAUAUCAGCAAAACAACAACUGAUAGUUUGCACUAAAUAUUUUGUAGUUCUAGGUCACCGGUGUGUUGUUUGAUGCCAUAUGUUGGGGUGCAUGUACUAAUCUGUAAACCCUGAAUAGAAGACGACCCAUGUUUUAUGCUAGGGAAAAAAUAGCAUUUUAUACAGUACUCCUCGGUAUCCAUCCAAGUGUUGAUUGUUAAAAAUGAUUGUAUGUUGCAUUUGUUGACAUUGAUAUUGUAUAUGUGGGUUUUCCUUUUGAAUUGACCCAAUGUCACUCACUCAAACAUAAGGCCUCACGAGUAAACCCAUAAAAGCAAAGCAGAAUUAUAUUUGGUCUGACCAGUGACAAUGUAAUGCUAGUUGGCCUCAGUGUUACUAACAACACUUACUUCCAAUAGUGCAAAGUCCACUGGCCCUUUGUUGUUCCAUAUUGACAUGCACAUGUAUUAAUCAGGACUAUUGAAUGGCUGCAUCACAACAGUCACUGAGCGAGAGGUCAUAGUUCCAUUUUGGUAAGACGAGGUGACACAACUGGCUUUAAGUAUCAUGUCUGCAGGCUUUUUCUGGGUCAGUAGCGUUCUGUUAGUGAUUAUUACUAGCGCAAUUGUUACUAAAUGUUCAAGACAAGUUUGAUGGAAGGAGUUUGCACAGUUAUUAAUACACCCCAGUAAAAAAACAACUUAUUCUUAGACAUGGAUAUAAAAGAGAUAAACAAAGACAGAGAACACAACACAAGUUAUCAGAUGAGUCAAGAAUAGAAUCAGAAUGCAGAAACAGAGGUCAUCAGGCAGCAUGCACAGUAUGUCUGUUAAAUGUGCCAUUAGAAAUACACUGGACUCAUACACGUUCAGUUUUUAGAAGUACUUUUACUGUUGUGUACUAAGUAGGUUGUGGUGAAAAAAAGAUACAGCACCAAACCAGUUUACCAAAGCAUGUUUUGAACAUCUACUGGGUCCAAUAGUACAGUAACCGAACAUUUAAGUCACAGUACUUUUUAUCACAAUGUUUCUCUUUGAAGCAAACCUUUGUUUUUAAGUGCCACAUUGGUAUAUGAUGUGACAUAACAGGACAAAUAUGUUGAAAUAAGUGUCUAAGGAGCAGCACACUCACCUUCUGUUGUUUCAUUUCACACUGUUAUUUUCCCACUUGUAUGUGUUGCUGUGUUUUGUAUGCGCUAAUAUUAGAGACACAUUGGACAAAUGAGCUACAUUUGGCCAAGCAAGAUAUUUAGUUUUUUUGUCUUGCAGUUGCAGUUCUUUCGAUUAAAACUUUGAGCAAGAGGCAAUAAUCUGCUCCGCAUUGCAAAACUGAAUGCAAGCAGGGCUUCCAUAUUAUUAAAUUCAAGCUCACGAUAUCGUGGAAAGGUUAGCAGCUAACUCUGAGGAACAGCAAUCAAUUCAAACAUCUAAAUACAGUUCCAUUUUGCAUUUUUUACUAGGAUGCCUUAUGAGCAGCAUAUCUUAUGCCUCAAAAUGACAACACAAUAGCGAUCCAAGUAAUUUUUGGAUCACCGAUGAAAUUACUCUAAAAAGUAACCAGUUACACUUACUAACGGUAGUUACCUUCCCCCCCAAAAUAAUAUAAUUAGUAUUGAAAUUACUCCAUCAUAAAUGUAAUUAAACACUUACACCAAUGACGUUGCCUGUACUUCCAUUUUGAAAACGACAGCUCCGUCUCACCAUUGUUGCAUCGAGUUCUUCUGCGUGGCUUAGAAAUGUGACAUUUGCAAAUGAGUUGAACAGCUCAUUUAAGUGAGCUAUGUAACGAUGAGAAAUUAUUCCCGGUUUCAUAUAAGAACCGCUCGUUCUUAUAUCUUAUAUUCUUAUAUCCGCGAAUCGGGUCUCUAAUUGAGCCGAAAACAAAGACUCCACCCGUUCGUGAACGUCACAUCUCUAUGAGCGAGCCGAUGCGCAGAUAACAGUGGUUAGAUUUAUAAUAACGCACAUUUCACGCCAGUAACGGUAACAGUAUUGCAACAUUUAACAUUGAUGAGAUUACCCGUUACUAGAAAACAGUAUCAGCUCUAGUAGCGUCGUUAUUUUUAACACCAUUACUCCCAACACUGUGGAUCACGUACCUUUCAUUUACUCUGCAGAAUUAUUGCACUGCCUGCUACAUUCAUUACUGCCUGGUUAGUUAGUUAAUUAGCUGCUCGGUAGGUUGUUGGGUGACUUGAUCCCUCAUAUCUGACUGAAGUACAUUAACAUGACACAACACAUCUCUUGACACCACUGGCACAAAGUACAAUACCAGCUUAAUCUGAGUGCAAUACAAAAGUGCACACGUUGUAACAUUAUGCUACUACAGGUUCGCAGUUACUGAUGUACAUACAGUAUUUCUCAUUGCGUGUAAUAUUAACAGCUUCAGCCCCUAAAGGAAGUCCCUCACUGAACUCUGAUCCAACCUCACAGUCGUCCAAAUUGCCUCUGGACUGAGACAAUGUGACGGACAUAGUCAUUACACUUUCUUCUGUAUCCGCCUCCUUCUCUCCAUCUAUACUCUCAGUUGCCGUCGCCUCUUCCUCUAGCUGGCUGAUGGUAAUGUUCCCCUGAGACUCUGUUAGUGGUGCGUGGAUGGUAAUGUUAGUGGCAAGUGUUCUUUCCAUCUGGUACUGGUCUCUGGCCUUCAUGAUCAGCUUGUAUGUCUUGCUGCGGUAUUUGUACACCAAGUGGAAACAUGUGGCUCCAAGUAGAGGGACAGUUGACACAGUUAGAAGGCAGAUGCUGACUGAGAUGAUGAUGAUCAGAUUAGGGGCCUUCCUUUUGGUGGUGAACAGGACUUGCACCUCACAGUCUUCUCCCUUGUAAGUCAGACACAGGGAGUAGUUGGUACCAGGCCGUAGACCACUGAGUAGGUAGGUGUUGAUGCCCUCUUUAAUCUGCGACCACAGCACAGGUGAGUGUUUGCGGUUGGUGGUGACGCACAGAUACAAUCCUCUUGAACGGAUUUCUUCAGAGUUGUCUGAAUGCCUGUGAGGCUUUUCGCUGACAUUGUGGGGGCUAUCCGGUGUGACCAUAACGGUCCAGUUUGCAUGCCUGUCUCUGGGUAUGAGAAGAGGGUUGAGCCUAACUGUUGCCUCUGUUUCUGACACCCCCAGGGCAAUGACACCAAAGUCAAACAUAUACUGCGUGGAGUCAUCCACACUCCUAUUUGAGACAUGAUUGGAAAUAUGUAUUGUUUUAGCUGUCAAUCCGCAUUUAGUUGCCCCUAUUAACUCCUCAAAAUACUGAGGGUUAACCUGUGCAGUGGGUAAGGAAGUGGGCACGACAUCAUUUCUAUCAGCUACAGAAUAUACAACAGAUGUUGCAGUUACUAUUUGUUGUGUUGUAUUGUAAAUAGCUGCUGUGGUCAUUUCUGUUACAAAUGUUGGCUCUGAUGACACUUUGACUACCAGUGAGUCUGUUGCAGUACCAAACUUGUUUGAGGCAGAGCAGCUAUAGUUUCCGCUGUCAUCCUUGCUGAGAUGUGAGAUGACGAUGGUUCCAUUGUGAUAGAUUUUGACUGGAUUACUUGACAAGGUGGAUCUCUCCUUUGGAUAUGACUGAGUAAGUUCUUGCGGUCGACUGCGAAUACUCCACAUGACCAACGGCUUUGGGUUUCCUUUAAAUUCACAAGUUAAGAUCAACGCAUCACCCUCGUACAAAGUUGUGUUGUCAACAUUAGGCUGAGUCCUUAUUGUAACAGUCGGCUGUGUGCAUCUGGACUCAGCUAAGUUCACAAUCAUUUCUCCUUUAAGUUCCUUUGGAGUAGAACAAGUGAUCAAGUUCAUUUUGGGUACUGAGAGGGUGGUGGUCAAAAACCAAUCUCUAAACCAGCUGAGGGAACAAGUGCACGCAAAAGGAUUGUUGAAGAGCUGCAAAUGGGACAGAGAAGUUAAGGAAUCGAACGUCCCCUCAGAUAUAGUUAAAAGCUUGUUAUUGUUAAGCUGGAGGGACCUCAGGUCUUUGAGGUUAGCCAAGGCAUCUCUUGGCAGGCUGACCAUUUCAUUGUGGUUCAUCUUUAGCAGCUGCAGCCUCGUAAGAUUCUGCAGAUCGCCCCAUGGAAAGUCAGCUACCUUAUUAUGGCUGAUGUCAAAGUUACGCAGAUGAACUAGAGAUGUGAGGCUUCCUGGUUGGAUGGAGACGAUUUCAUUGUGGGCCAUCCACAGUGAUAUCAUCUGGGUGACAUUGUCAAAAAUGCCUCGUGGUACCAAAUGGAUCUUGUUAGCUGAGAGACUGACAGUGGCAACAUUAUGAGGCAAGUCAGAUGGGAUUUCAGCUAAGUCUUUGUAGGAGCAUUCAGCAAAAUGACGGCGAUAUUUGAUGGAGCAGGUACAAAGUGUCGGGCAUUCCUGCAGGGCGCUAAGCACCGUAGAAACCAUCACUGUUAAAUACAGGACUUCUCUGGCUGCCAUCUUCAGCUCCUGUAACACAGUGUAACAGACUUUCAAUCAAUAGAAUACAUAGUCAUCAACAAAUACAGAUUGAAGUAGUGAUUUAUGGACACUGGUCAUCCAAUACGAAGGAAGCCUGGACAGUCCAUUAUUUAUAACAAAUUGCAGUUCCAAAUAGGGACGAGCGAGUACACAACAAUCUGUAUCUGUAUCUGUUCACCCAUCUAAGUUAUCUGUAUCCCUAGCUGUACUUAGAGUAGGCGGAGUAUAAACCGGAAGUGGGCGUGGUUUAACCAGAAAUG
Messenger RNA from Dunckerocampus dactyliophorus (ringed pipefish), 9428 nucleotides. Its product is annotated as receptor for retinol uptake stra6-like. Lineage: Eukaryota; Metazoa; Chordata; Actinopteri; Syngnathiformes; Syngnathidae. Bases 107 to 2128 code for a protein of 673 amino acids. Gene Ontology annotation, molecular function: signaling receptor activity; retinol transmembrane transporter activity. Gene Ontology annotation, cellular component: plasma membrane. Gene Ontology annotation, biological process: vitamin A import into cell. The record is from RefSeq and is a predicted model, not a curated record. The transcript has 17 exons.